Messenger RNA from Fonsecaea erecta, 1329 nucleotides. RefSeq names its product ornithine-oxo-acid transaminase. Gene Ontology annotation, molecular function: identical protein binding; pyridoxal phosphate binding; L-ornithine transaminase activity. The transcript is spliced from 7 exons. Lineage: Eukaryota; Fungi; Ascomycota; Eurotiomycetes; Chaetothyriales; Herpotrichiellaceae. Gene Ontology annotation, cellular component: cytoplasm. The record is from RefSeq and is a predicted model, not a curated record. Bases 1 to 1329 code for a protein of 442 amino acids.
AUGGGCUCAAUUGAUCCUGUCUCAGCAACACCAACGACGGCAGAGGUGAACGACGAUUACGAUCAAUGCAUCGCAGGCGGGUUUGCUCCUCUCCCGGUGGCAUUGGUCAGCGCUCACGGGUCUCUGGCAUACGAUGUGGAGCAUAAGUCGUAUAUCGACUUCUUGAGCAUGAUAGCCGUCAACAAUAUGGGCCACGGCCAUCCAAAGAUUGUCGACGCUGCAGUAAAAGCACUGCAAUCAGGUGCUACCGUUAAUCUCGCCUUCCAAAGUCCGUUUUACGGGCGACUGGCAAGACGCCUGACCCAAGCAUUCGGCUAUGACCGCUUUGUAGCAUUGACAAGUGGUGGCGAAGCCGCUGAUGCCAGCAUGAAAAUCGCAAGAAAAUGGGGCCAUCUGGUCAAGGGAAUUCCAGUGGGCAAAUGCUUCAUCUUAAGCGCCUCGGGCUGCUACCACGGUGUUGGCUUAUCUCCCCUGUCUCUAGCAAGCAAAAAGAGCCGGCUCUUUGAGACCUUCCUCCCGCAGACCGGUUCCACAAGUCCUUCUGGUAUUUCCAUUCGUUACGGUUGUUUGGAGGAUGUGGAAAUGGCAUUCAAGCUCGAUGGCACCGAGAUUGCCGCUUUUAUCGUCGAACCCAUUCAGGGAGCAGCUGGUGUUAUAGUGCCUCCAGACGACUAUCUACCUGGGGUUGCCCGUCUAUGCCGACAAUACAAUGUUCUCUUGAUCGCCGACGAGAUACAAACUGGACUAGGGCGAUGUGGAUAUCCUCUCUUCCAUAUGAAAUAUGGUAUUCGCCCAGAUCUGGUGAUUCUGGGGAAGGCCUUGUCAGGAGGCGUAUAUCCAGUUUCAGGGGUGCUGGGAGACAACCAUAUCAUGAAACUGCUGGAUCCUUAUGAGGUCGGCUCAACCAUGGCUGCGAAUCCACCCGGAUGCGCUGCAUCUCUAGCCGCCAUUGAUGUCCUCUUUGAUGAAGGCUUGUCGUCUCGAGCCCUGAUGCUAGGCGAUUUGUUGAUUUCGACCCUGAAAUCGUCCGACCCGCCCCACGUCAAAGAAUAUAUGGGCGCGGGCCUCCUCUGGGCUAUUGUGAUCAAGGAGAAGCCUCCCCGAGUGACCAGUCGACGGGUGAUUGCUCUUCUGGCGCAGAGGGGCGUUCUGGCUAAUGCCAUCAAAGGCGGUAGGAUUCGCAUCUGUCCUCCCCUGACCAUUAGCACCGAGUUGCUGCUGCAGGGGGUGGAAAUCAUCGUGCAAACGUUGCGGGAUGUCGAAUCCCACCUCGAGGGCCUGCCGGGGGAGGUUGUCACGAUCAAAUAUCCCAUCGAACCGGACAAAUAG